UGACACUGUCACAAAAAUCCAAAUUCAGAUUGGGUUAAAAAUCAGCUCUUCGAAUAUAUAGAUUUUUUUUGUUUGACUUGGAAACGAUGCCAGAACACUGUUAACACCAAGCAGCAGCUAAACAACAAUCCUAAAGAAAGUACAAAUCAAAUGGAAAUGCAAUUAGGGGCCAUGCUGCAUGUAUACAAGGGCGAGUGGGGCUUGCCGUCAAUUGAUUAUGAAUGUUUGCGUGCUUUGUGCCUGCUCCGCUUCACCCGUUGCCCGAUGGAUGUGGAGACGAAUGCGAAUCCUUUACGCUCGGGAGCCGGCAAACUGCCAUAUCUGCAAGUAGGCAACGAAAAGUUUGUCGGCUACAGGCAGAUAAAGCGCGUGCUUGAUCUUGAGGGCUAUCCCAUUGAUGUGCGUUUAAAUGCGAAACAGAAGCACCUUUCUACUACAUACGCCGAUUGGGUUUUUACACAUCUUCAUGCCUACUACCAUUACUUCCUCUUUGGUGAGCCGAAUAACUAUGAUACGGUCACACGUGGGUUAUAUGCCAAGCGUACGCCAUUCCCGUUCAAUUUCUACUAUCCCGCCACGUAUCAACGGGAAGCCCUCGAUGUGGUUCAGGUUUUAGGAGGUUUCGACAUCAACGAUAAGAUUGACAAACACGAGGCAGAAUAUUUGGUAAUGAAUGCCAAGAAAUGUGUUAAUCUGCUGUCCAGCAAGUUGGGUAGAAAGGUCUGGUUCUUUGGCGAUACCUACAGUGAAUUGGAUGCCAUUGUCUAUAGUUAUUUGGCCAUCAUCUUUAAGAUUACACUGCCCAACAAUCCACUGCAGAAUCAUAUUAAAGGUUGCAGCAACCUGGUGAACUUCAUUAAUCGCAUUACCAGGGAUAUAUUUCGUAAUGAGGGUUAUAGUUCCACCAAACUCACAAAGACUGCCAAUACCACGGAUGACACGCUGACGCCGUCGGAGCGUAAAUUUCUCGAGUCUGAGCUAAAUACCAAAAUUGUGGCUGGUGUCGGAGCCAUCCUGGCGAUGGGUGCAUUUGCAGCAUGGCGUGGGGUUUACAAUCAGCUAACAACACGCUCAUCCGGCGACUAUGAUGGCAUUGACUAUGAGGAUGAUGAGCUGGAGGAGGGCCUGGAUUAGUUUGCACACUGUCUAUCCAUAUAAAUUUGUAAGCAGCAUGUAAAAAGAAAAAUCCAUUUAUAUUUUGAGAAAACAAAAUGCACAACAUUUAAAAAACAAAAAAUCCAAAUCGUGUGAAUUGGAUAUAUGUAUAAUAGUUACCUUUAAUGCAAAAUAUUUUAUGUGAUGAACGGAUACGUUUUUUAAAUUAUCCUAUUGUGGAAAAAUGUUUUAAAAAUGAAGCCACUAAAGCAUUAUUAAUAUAUAUUUAAAAAAAUAUGUAUUUUCUUUCUGAAAAGUAAAGUGCAAAUUGAAUAUAUUUUUUUUGUGAGGCAAAUGUUUGUUAAUCCGCUAAACCCCGAUAAUCGUUGUUAUAAAUUAGAAAACUGUUUUAUAUUUUCCUUGUUUCAAAAAAAAC
This is a messenger RNA of Drosophila willistoni, 1531 nucleotides long. Its product is annotated as metaxin-1 homolog. The coding region runs from base 151 to 1134 and encodes 327 amino acids. The transcript has 5 exons. Lineage: Eukaryota; Metazoa; Arthropoda; Insecta; Diptera; Drosophilidae. The record is from RefSeq and is a predicted model, not a curated record. Gene Ontology annotation, biological process: mitochondrion organization. Gene Ontology annotation, cellular component: SAM complex.